Angiostrongylus costaricensis is the source of this 375-nucleotide messenger RNA. NCBI's taxonomy places the organism in Eukaryota, Metazoa, Nematoda, Chromadorea, Rhabditida, Metastrongylidae. The record is from the annotation of a GenBank genome assembly.
AUGGUUAUACAUUCACUACUACGGUUGGCGUUUAUCGGAAUGGAAACGGCUGGGAUCCAUGAGACAACCUACCAAUCUAUCAUGAGGUGCGACGUCGAUAUCAGAAAGGAUCUCUACACUAAUAUUGUACUCUCAGGAGGUCCUUCUAUUUUCCCUGGAAUUGCCGACAGAAUGCAAAAGGAGAUUCAAGAAUUAUCGCCAAGGUUAACGUAUAGUGCUGUAAUACUAGCUCAACAAUUGAUAACCGUGUUUCAGCACAGUGAAAAUCAAGAUAAUGGCCCCACCGAAGAGGAAGUACUCUGUGUGGCUCAGUGGUUCAAUCCUAGCCUCACUAUCUACUUUUCAACACCUCUGGAUACCCAAGCAGGAAUAUGA